UUCAGCAACAUGGAUCACUGUGAGGUCAGAGAGGAGGGAGUCCCUCCCUCUAAAACCACUAUGUGUGGGGAACAUGGGAGCCAGACCAAAGCUCAGAGAGUGGACCAGGAGAGCUCAGAGGUUCCCAGUGAUCAGUCUGCCCAGCAGAGUCAGACACACCUGGACUCCAUAAUUACGCUGCUGGAGGACAACAUCAUCACUUUUGUGAAGAAUGAGGUGAAUAUGAUUCACAAAGUUCUGAGCCAAGAUUACCCAACAUAUUUUGAGAGUGAGAGGGAGGAAGAGGAGGGGUUGGAGGAUGAGGAUGAAGAGCAGAGGUGGAGAAGCAGAGAGGCAUUUGUGACGAUCGCACUGAACUUACUGAGGAGAAUGAAGAAGGAGAAGUUGGCUGACAGUUUGCAGAACAAAUAUCUUGCAUCAGUUUGUCAACGCAAACUUAAAUCUAAUGUGAAGAAGAAGUUCCAGUGUGUUUUAGAGGGGACUGCUAGAGUAGAAAACCCAACCCUUCUGAAUCAGAUCUACACAGAGCUCUACAUCACAGAGGGAAGAACUGCAGAGGUCAAUGAUGAACAUGAGGUCAGACAGAUCGAAACAGCAUCCAGGAAACAGUACAGACAGGAAACAAGAAUCAGAAAAGAAGAUAUAUUCAAAGCCUCACCUGGAAGAGAUAAACCAAUCAGAACAGUGCUGACAAAGGGAGUGGCUGGCAUUGGGAAAACAGUCUUAACACAAAAGUUCAGUCUUGGCUGGGCAGAAAACAGAGCCAAUGAAGACAUCCACUUCACAUUUCCAUUCACUUUCAGAGAGCUGAAUAUGUUGAAAGAGGAAAAGUUCAGCUUGGUGAAACUUGUUCAUCACUUUUUUACUGAAACCAAAGAAGCAGGAAUCUGUAGCUUUGAAGACUUCCAAGUUGUGUUCAUCUUUGAUGGUCUGGAUGAGUGUCGACUUCCUCUGGACUUCCACAAAACUACAAUCCUAACUGAUACUAGAAAGUCCACCUCAGUGGAUGUGCUGCUGACAAACCUCAUCAGGGGGAACCUUCUUUCCUCUGCUCACCUCUGGAUAACCACACGACCUGCAGCAGCCAAUCAGAUCCCUCCUGAAUAUGUUGACUCUGUGACAGAGAUCCGAGGGUUCACUGACCAUCAGAUGAAGAAAUACUUUAGGAAGACAUUCAAAGAAAAAAAGCAGGCCAGCAGGAUCGUCUCCCACAUCAAGGCAUCACGAAGCCUCCACAUCAUGUGUCACAUCCCAGUCUUCUGCUGGAUCACUGCUACAGUUCUGGAGGAUGUGCUGAAAACCAGACCGGGAGGCAAGCUUCCCACAACCCCGACUGAGAUGUACAUCCACUUCCUCGUGGCUCAGGCCAAAGUGAAGAAGGUCAAGUAUGAUGGAGGAGCUGAGACAGAUCCACACUGGAGUCCAGAGAGCAGGAAGAUGAUUGAGUCUCUGGGAAAACUGGCUUUUGAUCAACUGCAGGAAGGAAACCUGAUCUUCUAUGAAUCAGACCUGACAGAGUGUGGCAUCGAUAUCAGAGCAGCCUCAGUGUACUCAGGAGUGUUCACACAGAUCUUUAAAGAGGAGAGAGGACUGUACCAGGACAAGGUGUUCUGCUUCAUCCAUCUGAGUGUUCAGGAGUUUCUGGCUGCUCUUCAUGUCCAUCUGACCUUCAUAAAGUCUGGGGUAAAUCUGCUGGAAGGACAACAGAAGACCUCUAUAUGGUCUAAAUUUGCUGUGGACAAGGCCUUACAGAGCCCAAAUGGACACCUGGACUUGUUCCUCCGCUUCCUUCUUGGUCUUUCACUGCAAACCAAUCAGACUCUAUUACGAGGUCUACUGACACAGACAGGAAGUAGCUCACAUUCUCAUCAGAAAACUGUCCAGUACAUCAAGGAGAAGCUCAGUGAGGCUCUGUCUGCAGAGAAAAACAUCAAUCUUUUUCACUGUCUGAAUGAACUGAAUGAUCAUUCUCUAGUGGAUGAGAUCCCACGGUACAUGAGUUCAGGAAGUCUUUCCACAGAUAAACUGUCUCCUGCUCAGUGGUCAGCUCUGGUCUUCAUCUUACUGUCAUCAGGAAAAGAUCUGGAUGUGUUUGACCUGAAGAAAUACUCAGCUUCAGAGGAGGCUCUUCUGAGGUUGCUACCAGUAAUCAAAGCCUCCAACAAAAUCGUAAUGAGUCUCUGUAACCUCUCAGAGAGAAGCUGUGAAGCUCUGUCCUCAGUUCUCAGCUCCCAGUCUUCUAGUAUCAGAGAGCUGGACUUGAGUAACAGCGAUCUCCAGAAUUCAGGAGUAAAGCUUCUAUCUGCUGGACUGAAAAAUCCACACUGUACACUGGAAACUCUCAGUGUGUCAGGCUGUCUGAUCACAGAGCAAGGCUGCAGUUAUUUGGCUUCAGCUCUGAGCUCCAAUCCCUCCUGUUUGAGAGAGCUGGACCUGAGCUACAAUCAUCCAAGAGGCUCAGGAAUGAAACUGCUGUUGGCUGGACUGAAAGAUCCAAGUUGGAGACUGGACACUCUCAGGAUGGAGCCUGCUGGAGUCCAAUGGUUGAAACCAGGUCUGAGGAAGUAUUCCUGUCAACUCACAAUCGACACAAACACAGUGAACACAAACCUCAAACUGUCUGACAACAACAGGAAGGUGACACGUGUGACAGAGGAGCAGUCAUAUCCUGAUCAUCCACACAGAUUUGACUAUGAGCCUCAGCUGCUGUGUAGAAAUGGUCUGACUGGUCGCUGUUACUGGGAGGUCGAGUGGAGAGGAGAGGUUCAAAUAUCAGUGAGUUACAGAGGAAUCAGAAGAAAAGGAUACAGUGAUGACUGUUUGUUUGGAUACAACGAGCAGUCAUGGAGUCUGUACUGCACUGAUGAUGGUCCUCGUUCUGUAUGGCACAAUAACAGAAACACGCUCAUCUCCUCCUCCUCCUCCUCUAACAGAGUAGCAGUGUAUGUGGACUGUCCUGCUGGCACUCUGUCCUUCUACAGAGUCUCCUCUGACACUCUGAUCCACCUUCACACCUUCAACACCACAUUCACUGAAACUCUUCAUCCUGGAUUUUUUGUCUGGUCUGGUUCCUCAGUGUGUCUGUGCUGA
Molecule: messenger RNA, 3090 nt
Organism: Pelmatolapia mariae (spotted tilapia)
Lineage: Eukaryota; Metazoa; Chordata; Actinopteri; Cichliformes; Cichlidae
Product: protein NLRC3-like
Exons: 9
Coding region: 10-3090 (1026 amino acids)
Biological process (GO): intracellular signal transduction
Molecular function (GO): protein binding
Source: RefSeq, a predicted model, not a curated record